Molecule: messenger RNA, 2271 nt
Organism: Carassius auratus (goldfish)
Lineage: Eukaryota; Metazoa; Chordata; Actinopteri; Cypriniformes; Cyprinidae
Gene: ldhbb
Product: lactate dehydrogenase Bb
Exons: 8
Coding region: 16-1224 (402 amino acids)
Biological process (GO): lactate metabolic process; pyruvate metabolic process
Cellular component (GO): cytoplasm
Molecular function (GO): L-lactate dehydrogenase (NAD+) activity
Source: RefSeq, a predicted model, not a curated record
GUUUGCACACAGCAGAUGAAGCGACCAGACGUGCAGUGGAUUACAGUGACCUCAUCAUCUCUCAGUCUGCCGGAAGCUGGCACCAGAGAUGGCAGUCUAAUUCACUGCAGUGCCCCAUAUAGCCGACAACAACAGCCUGCCAUGCUCGUCUCGUGCUGGUGUCUCUAUCUGGGAGCCCAACGCCUCUACAGACACGUGUUGAGUAUGGCGUCGGUCGUGCAGAAGCUCAUCACUCCUCUGUUCAGCGGGACGCUGGAGCCGCCGAGGAACAAAGUGACGGUGGUUGGUGUGGGACAGGUGGGGAUGGCCUGCGCCGUCAGCGUCCUGCUGCGGGAUCUGGCCGAUGAGCUUGCGCUGGUGGACGUCGUAGAAGACAAACUCAAGGGCGAGAUGAUGGACUUACAGCACGGAAGCCUUUUCCUAAAGACACCCAAGAUCGUCUCAGGCAAAGAUUACUCUGUGACGGCGAACUCUCGGGUCGUGGUGGUGACGGCAGGCGUGCGUCAGCAGGAGGGCGAGAGCAGACUGAAUCUGGUGCAGAGAAACGUCAACAUCUUCAAACACAUCAUCCCGCAGAUCGUCAGAUACAGUCCCAACUGCAUCCUCAUCGUCGUGUCCAACCCAGUGGACGUUUUGACCUAUGUGACCUGGAAGCUGAGCGGUCUGCCCAAACACCGCGUCAUCGGCAGCGGGACCAACCUGGACUCGGCUCGCUUCCGGUAUUUGAUGGCUGAGAGGAUGGGCAUCCAUCCCAGCAGCUUCAACGGAUGGAUUCUGGGAGAACACGGCGACUCCAGCGUUCCUGUUUGGAGUGGUGCAAAUGUAGCCGGAGUCAGUCUGCAGAAACUCAAUCCAGAUAUCGGCAAAGACACGGACAAAGAGAACUGGAAAGAAACACACAAAAAGGUCGUGGACAGCGCUUAUGAGGUGAUCCGACUCAAGGGCUACACAAACUGGGCGAUCGGUCUGAGUGUGGCCGACCUGACAGAGAGUCUCAUGAAGAACCUCAACCGAGUCCAUCCCGUGUCCACCAUGGUGAAGAUGAAUGUGUUUCAGGGGAUGUAUGGCAUCGGUGACGAGGUGUACCUGAGCCUGCCGUGUGUGUUGAACAGCGCUGGAGUGGGCAGCGUGGUCAACAUGACCCUGACCGGCGACGAGAUUUCACAGCUGAAGAAGAGCGCGGACAUGCUGUGGCACAUCCAGAAAGACCUGAAAGACCUGUAACGCUAACUCACAGCCAAUGCUAGUAUUCACCGCUUCCAGUGUCAUGAAAUGUGAUUUGAUGAACAUGUGCUCAUCCUCAGGUCAUCUGAGAUUAGGAUGAGUUUGUUUCUUAAAUCAGAUUUGGAGAAAUGCAGCAUUGCAUCACUUGCUCACCAAUGGAUGUGAAUGGGUGCCGUCAGAAUGAGAGUCCAAACAACUGAUAAAAACAUCCAAUACAAAUACGCAGCUUUUCACUUCUCAAGACAUUAACUGGAAUAUUGUGAUGUCUUUAUCAGCUGUUUGGACUCUCAUUCUGACGGCACCCAUUCACAUCCAUUGGUGAGCAAGUGAUGCAAUGCUACAUUUCUCCAAAUCUGAUGAAGACACAGACUCAUCCUAAUCUUAGAUGGUCUGAGAGUGAGCACAUGUUCAAAAAAGUUUCAUUUUAGGAUGAACGUUUGCUUUAGAAUAAUUAUAUAAACACAUGAUUGUCAAAUUAGCACUUUGUGUGAAAACAGAUCUUGGUGUCUGAUGGUGAAAUAUAGCUAAUAUUAUACAUUAGAAAAUCAAACGUUUGGGCACACUUUAACGAAAAGAUGAUUUGUGAUCUUAAAAACCCCUUUUAAUAAAAAAAAAAAUUAUAUCGAAAUUGUGCCAACAUAUAAAUUAUCUAACAAAACGAUUAAAAAAAUAAAUGCAUUGGAGCAAAUUAGUAAGAAAAAAAGAAAUCAAGCUUUGAAAUCAUAUUACAUGUUUGAGUGUUUUAAAGCAUCUCAUGGUGCACCUCAUUAAAGUCCAGAAUUGUCAGAGUCUAGACAAAGAAAAAAUAUGUCUUUUGUGUUAAGUUUUAAUCAGUAAAUGUGAAAGAGAUUCAUGAAGAAGUUUAUAAAGAAGCUGCGUCCAAAUGUUUGAUUGACACUGUUACACUUCCAACUGACUGUUGGUUACAGGAACUAGUCAACGUACUCACUAAAUGUCGAAUAAAAGAGCAAAGUGUAAACCAAAUGCUAGCAAUAUACAACUGUUGUGUAAUAUUUGCAAUGAGUGCUUAUAAAAGACUUUAAAUGA